UCUCCUCUUCCUCUGCUUGCAGCUGUUUCUGUCACUGACUCUCUCUCUCUCAGUCAGUCAAUGCUUCCACUUUAGUUAUUGUGUGUUUUUAGGUUUUUAUUGAAGCUCUCAGGUAUUAAAGAUGUCCGGGGAGCUGCGGGCACAGCUGGAGGAGUUUCUGCAGACUUUAAACAUCCAGACGAGCUGCGUGGAGCAUCCGCCGGUGUUCACGGUGGAGGAGAUGAUGCCUCACCUGCAGGACGUGAGCGGAGCCGUCACUAAGAAUCUGUUCCUGAAAGACAAGAAGAAGAAAGGACUGUGGUUAGUGUCUGCUCGCCACGACCGACAGGUGAAUCUCAACGACCUCGCCAAGAAGCUCGGCGUCGGCAGCGGGAAUCUGCGCUUCGCUGACGAGGCGGCCAUGUUGGAAAAACUCAAGGUGGGUCAGGGUUGUGCCACGGCUCUGGCUCUGCUCUUUGAUAAGGACCACAGCGUGAGGUUCGUGUUGGACCGGGACCUGGUGGAAGGAAACCACGAGAGAGUCUACUUCCACCCGAUGACCAACGCCGCCACCAUGGGGCUCCGACCCGCCGACCUGCUGCGCUUCCUGACGGAGACGGGACACGAACCGGUCCUGGAGAACUUCGAGACGAGUGUCUGA
Scomber japonicus (chub mackerel) is the source of this 640-nucleotide messenger RNA. It is a transcript of the gene prorsd1, whose product is annotated as prolyl-tRNA synthetase domain containing 1. Bases 122 to 640 code for a protein of 172 amino acids. Gene Ontology annotation, molecular function: aminoacyl-tRNA deacylase activity. The transcript has 4 exons. NCBI's taxonomy places the organism in Eukaryota, Metazoa, Chordata, Actinopteri, Scombriformes, Scombridae. The record is from RefSeq and is a predicted model, not a curated record.